GUUAAACCCCAAAAAAAAAGUUCCAUUUUUUCAACAAACCUCAUAAAGUUUGCUGUUUCCUCUGUUUGGAUAGAAAUAUGGUUGCGGAAAACAACAAGAAGGAAGUGACACUCUCUGCUUCAAUGGAGAACAACAUCAACAUGAAAGGAGCAAACAUUCAUCUCGAGGUUCUUCAAAAGGAACCAGCUGCUUUGGUCAAACCCGAAUCCGAGACACCAAAGGGUCUUUACUUCUUGUCAAAUCUUGAUCAGAACAUCGCCGUGAUCGUCCGUACAAUAUACUGUUUCAAAUCCGAGGAGAAAGGGAACGAGGAAGCAGUACAAGUAAUCAAGAAAGCUCUGAGUCAGGUUCUUGUUCAUUACUAUCCUCUUGCGGGACGUCUCACCAUAAGCCCUGAAGGUAAACUCACUGUGGACUGUACUGAAGAAGGAGUUGUGUUUGUGGAAGCGGAAGCAAACUGUAAAAUGGAUGAGAUUGGUGACAUCACAAAACCAGACCCGGAAACAUUAGGGAAACUUGUCUAUGAUGUUGUAAACGCCAAGAAUAUUCUUGAAGUCCCUCCUGUUACUGCUCAGGUGACUAAAUUCAGAUGUGGAGGGUUUGUUCUUGGACUCUGCAUGAAUCAUUGUAUGUUCGAUGGUAUUGGAGCUAUGGAGUUUGUUAACUCAUGGGGUCAAGUCGCUAGAGGCUUACCAUUAGCAACUCCUCCUUUUUCGGACAGAACCAUUCUCAGUGCAAGAAACCCUCCAAAAAUCGAGAAUCUCCACCAAGAAUUUGAAGAGAUCGAAGAUAAUUCUAACAUCAACUCUCUUUACAGCAAAGAGCCAACUCUCCAUAGAUCCUUCUGCUUUGACCCAGAGAAAAUCAAGAAACUUAAACUCCAAGCAACAGAGAACAGUGAAUCUCUCCUCGGUAACUCAUGCUCAACGUUUGAAGCUUUAUCUGCUUUUGUGUGGAGGGCAAGAACCAAGUCACUGAAUAUGUUAAGUGAUCAGAAAACGAAGCUUCUUUUCGCCGUUGAUGGUAGAGCCAAGUUUGAGCCUCAAUUGCCAAAAGGGUACUUUGGGAAUGGAAUAGUUCUCACAAACUCAAUCUGUGAAGCUGGAGAGCUAACCGAGAAACCGUUGAGUUUCGCCGUUGGAUUAGUAAGAGAAGCCAUUAAGAUGGUAACUGAUGGAUACAUGAGAUCUGCCAUUGAUUACUUUGAGGUAACAAGAUCAAGACCUUCUCUUUCUUCGACUCUUCUGAUCACUACAUGGUCUAGACUGGGAUUUCAUACCACAGAUUUUGGCUGGGGAGAACCGGUUUUGUCCGGUCCAGUAGCUUUGCCUGAGAAAGAAGUGACUCUGUUUUUGUCACAUGGAGAGCAGAGGAGAAGUAUCAAUGUGCUUCUUGGACUUCCUGCUUCAGCUAUGGAUGUGUUUCAAGCACAAUUUUCACAAAUAUGAUUUGAACAACAAGAAAAAAAAAUAAAAAAUUUGGCAAUUAUUGUCAAAAACUAUUCGUGUACUCUGCUUUUCUUUUGUGUUUUUUUUUGUUUCUGCUGAAUUAUUAUUAUUAUCAUCUUAAACUUGUCUGUAUCCUGCAUCAACUUUCAACCAUAAAUUUAUCUUG
This is a messenger RNA of Eruca vesicaria subsp. sativa (arugula), 1614 nucleotides long. The record is from the annotation of a GenBank genome assembly. Lineage: Eukaryota; Viridiplantae; Streptophyta; Magnoliopsida; Brassicales; Brassicaceae.